Messenger RNA from Patiria miniata (bat star), 606 nucleotides. RefSeq names its product phospholipase A and acyltransferase 1-like. Lineage: Eukaryota; Metazoa; Echinodermata; Asteroidea; Valvatida; Asterinidae. The record is from RefSeq and is a predicted model, not a curated record. Gene Ontology annotation, cellular component: cytoplasm. Gene Ontology annotation, biological process: N-acylphosphatidylethanolamine metabolic process. Gene Ontology annotation, molecular function: A2-type glycerophospholipase activity; glycerophospholipid phospholipase A1 activity. The coding region runs from base 1 to 606 and encodes 201 amino acids. The transcript is spliced from 2 exons.
AUGGGGAAUGAUAUUGCAGUACCUGUCCUCCGUAUUCAAAAGGUUGGCAAGUGGCGUAAACCUGGGGACAUCAACGCCUUUGAGAAUGAGGUACAAUCAGGUGAUAGGCUGGAGUUCCAGCGCAGAUGGUUUAGUUGUUACUCACACUGGGGUAUAUACGUUGGUAAAUAUGAAGGGAUGGAACACGCUGUCGUUCAUUGCAGUGUAACCGAAGGAGGUUGGACAUUCUUCAAAGAGAAGACAUCAGGCAGUGCGUCUUCUGCCAGUCAAAAGCCAAAGAUACUAGCUGAUACGAUUGGGAAUAUUCUCAACGGUUCUGGCUGGGUGAGGUUCAACAACUCAAAAGACAAAAAUAUACAGCCUUUGUUUCCUGGAGACAUCAGUGAAAAAGCUAAGAAAAUGCACCGAGACGAAACGCCGAUUGAUUACAAUCUCAUCAAGAGAAACUGCGAGCACUUCGUCAAUCUUUGCCGAUACGACAAAGCCUUCAGCGAGCAGGUUAACAAGGCCGAGUGGAACAUGAUGGGAUGCUUCUUCCUGGGCUGCAUAGUGUGCCUCGCAGCUAGUCUUGUGGCUUCUUAUGCUGUGUUGGUUUCAGAUGCGUGA